AUGGGUGAGGAGGCCGCGAGCGUCCAAAAUUACCGAUCUACUCUUCGGACUCGCUCAGCCGCAGGUGAGGAUGGAGAUGGCGAAGUUGCCGCCGCACCCCAUACGUCGUAUUUGAAGGUCGUGAGGUUCUUUAACCUUCAGAUGGUCCUCUGGAUCUCGUCGAGGAACCACCCGCCAGAUCCGAGACCGCCUUCGAGCAGAUGUUGUGGUCGUACCUCGAGACAUACAGUGACGACGGCAGACAUAUGGUGGGAGACGGCGGAGGUCGGAAAUGGGAGUUUUGUGGUGAACUGCCGGCGGGUCUAUGGUGGUGGUAGCAGAGUUGAUUGA
Molecule: messenger RNA, 330 nt
Organism: Striga asiatica
Lineage: Eukaryota; Viridiplantae; Streptophyta; Magnoliopsida; Lamiales; Orobanchaceae
Source: the annotation of a GenBank genome assembly